Molecule: messenger RNA, 4277 nt
Organism: Micropterus dolomieu (smallmouth bass)
Lineage: Eukaryota; Metazoa; Chordata; Actinopteri; Centrarchiformes; Centrarchidae
Product: exostosin-1
Exons: 13
Coding region: 1195-3513 (772 amino acids)
Cellular component (GO): membrane
Molecular function (GO): glycosyltransferase activity
Source: RefSeq, a predicted model, not a curated record
GGCGCAGUCCACAUCCAAUUGAAGAUUUGAGGAUGGAAACGUGAGGACAACGGGUCUGUUGGAAGCGAGUAGUCAGAAUGGAAUAACCCAGAAGAAGCCCAGUAUACACUCAGGGUGCUUUUUUGAUCCGUACUUUAACCCUACUGAGAAAACCCUGCUGCCUGUCAUUCAGCGGACCGUGAAGUCGCUCUUAAUAGGAUUUUAUUGAAGCGCGUCUCUCCGGAUCAGGUGCGCCGGCAUUUCCUUAACUUACCUGGGAUGAUGAGUUCUGCUUAUUUUUCACCGAGCAGAAGCGCGCAGGUGUGACUGUGGAUUUAAAUUCCAAAGUUUGGAUCUUCUCUUUCCGGGAUUUUCAGUUGUUGCUUGGAGAUGUACGCACCUUGUUUAACACAUCAGUUCAUUCUGGAUGGAUGUUGUCGAUGUUAUCACGGCUGUUCUGGCAGAUGAUCGUGUGAAUAUAUUCACACCGUGGAUACCUGCCGUCCUGUGUGUUCGCGCGGUCGGGGUCUCGUUCACAUGAAAAUCACCCCGUGGUGCUUUCUUGAGGAAAGUUUGUGACUGGGACGCGGUGGACGAUGAAGGCAGCGCAUUAUUUUUGGCCUCCCUGCGGACACAGAGCUCAGUGACGGCUCCCCGCCCCUGGUUUUAAUAUAAUUUAUAAUUUGUGGAUGGAUUUGUGAAUAGGUGUGUCUUGGGUUUAGCUGGACAAUAUGUAUCCAAACUGUGGAGUCCUGCUCAGGCUGGAGGGGAGAGCAGCGGAGAUCCCAACCCCUUCCUGGGACCACAGGUGUUCCUUGUAAACAGUGACUCCAGAUCCCAAAAUGCCGAGCUGCGGAUAGAGAGACUGCCUUGUGGGUCAAGCUGACCUGUGUCUUACCUCCCUGCACAUCCUCUGCUCAUCAUUUCCUAAUUCCUCGUCCUUUUCCUUUUCUCUUUUUACUUUGUAUCCCCCCUUUAUCCUCCCUUUACUCUUUCUCCUCUCAUCUCUCUUUUCACUUUAUCCCCUUUUUUAAAUCCCGUCUUUUCCCCAUCCUUCUUCCCUCUCCCCUGCAUCACUAUCUACCUCUUACCGUCUUCACCUACCUCUCCUCUUUUAGUUGUUGUAUCUCCCACCUGUCCUCUCUCCCUCCCUUGUUCUCCUCUCCCCCCCUCCCAAAUCCACCACGUCCUCCUCUUCCUCCCCCCACAGCACACAUGCAGGCCAAGAAGCGGUACCUGCUUGUGUCUGUGGGGGCCGGUCUUCUCUUCCUCGUCUACCUGUGGGGUCUGCAAAUCGGGGAGUUCCAGCAGCAGCCGUACCAAUAUCACCAGUUCCCUCAGUACCCCCAGUACCAUCAGUACUACCAGCAGGAAUACCAAUACUACCACCAGAGCCAGGAGGUGCACCAGCCCCUGCCUCAGAGAAGCCCAUCUAGACCUCCCAGGCACUGGCCGGAGUCAUCCCACCUGCUGGAGCCGUACCUGGAGGGGGGAGAGCAAGAGGAGGACAGCCCUCAGCUCCAUCACCAGCACACCUCACCUCGUGAACGACGUGCAAUCCGGGACAACAUCUACAAGAACAAGCGCUGCCGUAUGGAAACCUGCUUUGACUUUGCUCGCUGCCAGUCUGGUUUCAGGGUUUACAUCUACCCUCCGCUGAGAGGGGACGAGAUCUCCCAGACCUAUCAAAAGAUCCUGUCGUCCAUCGAGGAGUCUCGCUUCCACACCACGGACCCAUCGAGGGCCUGUCUGUUCAUUCUGGCUGUGGACACGUUGGACAGAGACCAGCUCUCGGCUCAGUACGUCCAGAACGUCAGGCUCCGCAUUCAGAGCCUGCCAACGUGGAAUGAUGGCAGGAAUCACCUCAUAUUCAACCUCUACUCCGGCACCUGGCCGGACUACACAGAGGAUCUGGGCUUUGAGGUGGGCCAGGCCAUGCUGGCCAGGGCAAGCGCAGACGUGGUCAACUUCCGGCCCAACUUUGAUAUCUCCAUCCCUCUAUUCUCCAAGGAUCACCCGCUAAAAGGAGGGGGCAUAGGUUAUCUGACAUUCAAUGAUGCACCGCCUUCCAGGAAGUACCUACUGGUUUUCAAAGGGAAACGAUACCUAACUGGUAUAGGUUCUGAGACAAGGAAUGCUCUGUAUCACAUCCACAACGGGGAAGAUAUUAUUCUGCUGACCACUUGUAAACAUGGCAAAGACUGGGAGAAACACAAGGACUUUCGCUGUGACAGAGAUAAUGAAGAAUACUCAAAGUUCGACUACCAGGAGCUGCUACACAACUCCAGUUUCUGCCUGGUGCCCCGGGGCCGACGUCUUGGAUCCUUCCGCUUCCUGGAGGCCCUGCAGGCGGCUUGUAUCCCUGUUAUUCUGAGCAACGGCUGGGAGCUUCCCUUCUCUGAAGUCAUCGACUGGAGGAAAGCCGCCAUCAUUGGAGAUGAGAGACUGCUGUUACAGGUUCCCUCCAUUACCCGGUCUGUGGGCCAUGACAGGAUCUUGGCUCUCCGCCAGCAGACUCAGUUCCUCUGGGACGCCUACUUUUCUUCUGUAGCCAAAAUCGUCUUAACUACACUGGAGAUUAUCCAGGAUCGUGUGGACUCCCAUGUGUCCAGAAGUCGGUUGUUGUGGAAUUCCCUACCUGGUGGUCUCUAUGCACUCCCCCAGUACUCAACUGACCCUGCCCAGUUCCCUUUUUACUAUGCCAUACUGGGAAAAAGCCCAUCGCAGCAGUUCACAGCUGUGAUCCAUACAGUUACUCCUCUGCAGUCCCAAAUCUCCCCUGUGGUGAAGCUCAUCAUCGCUGUAGCCAAGUCCAAGUUCUGUGCACAGAUUGUGGUUUUAUGGAACUGCGAAAAGCCUUUACCUCCUAGGAACAAGUGGCCCUCCACCAGCGUGCCUCUCACUGUCGUUGAAGGACAGACCAAGACAAUGAGCAGUCGUUUUUUCCCCCACAAUGCCAUCCUCACUGAUGCUGUUCUCAGUCUGGAUGAAGACUCUGUUCUCUCAACCAAUGAGGUGGAUUUUGCCUUUAUUGUAUGGCAAAGCUUUCCGGAGCGCAUCAUUGGUUAUCCAGCAAGGAGCCACUACUGGGAUAGUUCCAGAUCCCGCUGGGGCUACACCUCCAAAUGGACCAAUGACUACUCCAUGGUCCUUACGGGGGCAGCUUUCUACCACAGAUACUACCACUACCUGUUCACCCACUAUGUCCCAGCCAGCCUGCUGACCAUGGUGGACCGCAUGGCUAAUUGUGAAGACAUCCUGAUGAACUUCCUAGUUUCAGCCAUUACCAAGCAGCCGCCAAUCAAAGUCACACAGAAGAAGCAGUACAAGGAAACCAUGAUGACCCAGGGCUCCAAGGCAUCUCGGUGGGCCGACCCAGACCAUUUCGCCCAGCGACAGACCUGCAUGAACGCCUUCAGUCACUGGCUGGGUUUCAUGCCCCUGGUGCACUCCCAGAUGAGGCUGGACCCUGUGUUGUUUAGGGACCAGGUUUCCAUCCUGAGGAAGAAAUACAGGGACAUUGAAAAGCUAUGAAUGCACAAGGAUACACACCAAAUCAUUGGCAGGAAGAGGAAAAGUAAGAGAACCUGGCCGUGUGUGUGUGUGUGUGUGUGUGUGUGCUCUUGUGUUUCCUGUCUAAGAGGUCGUGACAAGAAUACAUGCACUAAAUGUGAAGAUUUGUGAGGCUAUAUAUAGAAAAACUCUAACAUGCACUGGACAUAAAAAUGAUAAAACACUGAGGUACGCUUAAGGCAUUUAACUGCGUAUUUCAAUGAGCAAAAAAACACUCAUUCUGUAUACGUGGUAAAUAACAGCGAGUGACUGUACACACGUGCAAUGUGUGACAAUACAAAUAUGAGUGCAUGGAUACACAUGCAACAAAGACCUGGACACAUUCAAGACAGUCCUGACCACAGACAUAUAGUAUGUGUUGCAUGGUUUGAGACAACUGUACAAGGACCUGAAAAAGACUUGUUUGAAUAUGGAAAAAAAAUCGAAGAGAUAUGUCUAUUGUGUUAGUUGGACUGUUGGGAGUAGAGGAGUAUACAGUAUACUGUUGGGCAAAAGACAAAGGAGAUUUUUAGGUUAUAGGUUGUUUACAUAAAGUCAAAGGCCGCAUUAUAUGGGGUUAUGUAUGUAUAAUAAAGACAGAAUUGUGGACAAAAGGGACUAACUGUAGCUUCUGGGUCGUGCCACAUGAUAGCUGCUACCCCAAAACACCAGAGACAAUGGCAAUAUGCCUCUUGUAUACUAUUGUAGAUUUUCAGCAGCAGUUCCUGUCUGUGUGAAGAAAAUGA